Molecule: messenger RNA, 2153 nt
Organism: Stylophora pistillata
Lineage: Eukaryota; Metazoa; Cnidaria; Anthozoa; Scleractinia; Pocilloporidae
Product: contactin-5
Biological process (GO): synapse organization; homophilic cell-cell adhesion
Cellular component (GO): plasma membrane; axon; neuronal cell body
Molecular function (GO): axon guidance receptor activity
Source: RefSeq, a predicted model, not a curated record
GUAGUAGUGGUAGUGAUAGUCAAAACACGUCAUCACGCAUAUUGCCCAUUUUCCGGUCAAGUGUAGGCCAUCUAUCCGUAGCAGCAUCGGACAUAUGCAACCGUCUUUCAGUACAAUAAACGAUUAUUCAAUCGAAUAACUUUGCCAAAUCGAGAUCGUGCACCAAGGAGGAAGUUUGCUGCGCGUCCGGCUGAUUUCCCCUUGAAGAGUUCCUUGAAGUACUGGCGCACUUUCGUGCUAUGAUUAAGAUACCCACGAGUGCUACCAUGAAUGUUACCGUAAGAAUCCACCAGAGAUACUUACUAGCGUGCUCUGCAUUCAGCGAUCAAGAAAGUGUGAAGGAUAUUGGUUGGUAUCGUUGCACUACCAACGAUUGUGAACAUGAAUGGGACAAACAUCGGAUAGCGCAUGUUCAAAAUAUGAGAGAGACAAUUUCAGAUAACCCAAACUUUGAGGUCUACACCAACGGAACUUUAGUUAUUAAGAGGGUUCUACCAGUGGAUGAUGGAAAAGUGUUUAUCUGUAUUGCCAACAGAAAGUAUGUAGGGAAAAAACAAUCCAACACGAACCUCAGUGUUGCCAAAGAAGCGCCACAAUUACAACUAGAGAGUCCUAAAAGGCUUCACAUAAUUGAAGGAAUGGACCUUCAUUUGGAUGCUAGAGUCCAAGGCUAUCCUUUCCCCAGGGUUACUUGGAUUCAUGGUGAGAAUCUCCUCAAGAGUACACCGAAUGUCGAUUCGGAAACAAGUCUUAAAAUUCGCAACGUCACUGCAUCUGAAAGCGGAAAUUACACCUGUCUCGCCGAGAAUCUAUUUGGACGUGUUUUCUUCACCGUAAACGUUUACGUAAAAGGUCAGCCGGGCACGACGACCACAGAACCAGACAUCCAGCCUUCAUCUUCUCCAUCGCCAUCAGGGGGCUCAAGUUUCACUGGCUGGAAAAUUGCUGUAGUGACGGUCUGUGUUCUGUUGGUAGUCAUAGUAAUUCUCUACAUUGUCAAGAAAAAGUGUAGACCAAAAUUGCGGUUAAAAAGGUUCUUCCGGAGAUACAUAUCUAGUGAACAGUAGAGCUCUUAAUUGUUACGAAUCAUUUCGAUGCCAUUUUCUGAAUAUUUUAGGAAAGUGUGUAAAUACAUUCAUUUUCCUGUCUAUAUUUAUUAAUUUGAUCAUUAGCUUUUUUCUUUUAUUAUCCCUUUUCACUAAGAAGGGUACAAAUAAUGUGCGAGUCGAGCACAGACUUUACAGCUAGCUAGUUGUCAUUGGGCAUUGCUCAUUCAAGCUAUUAUUCUCUAAAUUAUAAAACUGUUCAAUUAAGGAUUAAUUUGGAUCCUUUGAACCUAUUCAAAUAAGUCGUUUAUCGUACAGUUUAAAAAAAAAAGUUUAAGAAUAGUAGCUAUGCUGACAUUUUGAGAUGAACUACCAGCUAUACAACCGAAUGGAAUUCAAUUCGGUCUGUAAUCAGACGAGCCGGAUUACUGAUUAAUCAAAAUUCGACAAAAGAAAACAAAACAGCGGUAAUAUGUACCAUUCAACCUAGAAUUUCUGUUAUCAUCAUCUUUUUCAUCAUCUUUAAUAGUAACAUCCUCGUGAGGUUUUUCAGAAACUAUAUACAAAAUUUUUACAAUUUAUAAAACAUAAAUAACGAUAAAACUUAUGGUCAGAAUUGAGAUAGUAUUCCACCAAGUUCUAGAGCUUAUAAAGGAAAUGUCUGCCUCAAUAGUGUGUCUUGUAGAGCGCGCUUGAAAGAUGCCAAUGAGGCGUUUUGCCUAAGUUCUUUAUGCAAGUUAUUCCAUAUGUUGGCGCCUCUAUAGGAAAAAGUGUGCUGGCCAGUAGCCGUUUUGUAUAGCGGAAUCUGCAAAGAGUUCCGCGUACGAGUGUUACGAGUAUGUAUAUUUGAUCGCUUGGUAAACUUACUCGUUAAGUAUUGAGGCGCAAGACCGUUCUGACAUUUAAAGGUCGGAACGGAGUCUCUAUAAAAUAAUUGUUCUUUACCAGGAAGCCAAGCUCACGAAGCAAAGGUGUUACAUGGUCGAACUUCCUAGAGUUUGUUACGAUCUUACUGGAAAAAUUUUGAAUAGAUUGUAAUCUGUUUAUAUUCUGGAGUGUGGUAUGUGACCAUACAGAUGAGCAAUAAAGCAUCUUACUAAAAACUAG